Messenger RNA from Dermacentor albipictus, 620 nucleotides. RefSeq lists its product as uncharacterized. The record is from RefSeq and is a predicted model, not a curated record. NCBI's taxonomy places the organism in Eukaryota, Metazoa, Arthropoda, Arachnida, Ixodida, Ixodidae.
CCCAGAGAUUACAUUGUGUUGAAUGCAGUGGCAGCUGUGUGUAUGAGUAUAAAAAGAAUGUCGAAUUUUCCUGAAGCCACAAGUUGUCAACCGACCACCCAGGCAGCAGAAGAAAGCGGUCAGUUCACCAUGAAGACUUGUUUGUGGCUCACUCUGCUAUCACUCGUCGCCGUAGCCUAUGGCGCAACACUAGCGCCGCAGGUGGUCACGGCUAAUCCUGUUCUUCCUAAAGAAGCUGAAGCAGAUACACUUGAGAAAGCUGGAAAGGCCUUGGAGACAGUGGGACGGCUUCUGCAGGGCGAAAAUGUCGCCUUAGACGAGGAGGUGCAAGAACAUUUGGUCAACGCUCUUCGGGUAGCGUCCAACAAUGGCGAAGUCUUGACCGAGGAAGGUUCGGAGUACAUCCUGCCAAUCAUCAUUCGUGGUGUUGUUCAGGGUGCCAUCGCCCACGUUGUCCAGAAGUUGAACAAGGGCUAAGGACACUGCCAGUGAAGAACUACAGCUGCGAUGUGAUAAAAAAAAACACUGCCAGGAAUUGCCGAGCCAAUUACUUGCUCAAGAUUUGUAGAGUCACCUGAAUUAGCAGGAAAUAAAGCUUUGUUGCAUGCAUUGAUCGUCAA